Molecule: messenger RNA, 5366 nt
Organism: Brachypodium distachyon (stiff brome)
Lineage: Eukaryota; Viridiplantae; Streptophyta; Magnoliopsida; Poales; Poaceae
Product: DNA-directed RNA polymerase IV subunit 1
Exons: 19
Coding region: 562-4974 (1470 amino acids)
Biological process (GO): DNA-templated transcription
Cellular component (GO): RNA polymerase II, core complex
Molecular function (GO): DNA binding
Source: RefSeq, a predicted model, not a curated record
CAAACCCCGGUUAUUCUCUCCCAAGCCACAAAUUUCCAAACGCCCAAACCCCGAGGGAGGAAGCCUCAACUCGAGCUCUCCUCUCUCGUCCCCGUGCGCAGCGCAUAGUGGACUGCUCCUCCUCCUCCGAUUCCCUCGUCUCCGCCGUCGGCAUUUGCUCUUCAUCCAUCUCCUUCCCCGCGAAUCGCGCCGCGCCGGCCGCCGACGCCGUCUGUCGGGGCCACGGCGAGGCGCCGCCGCCGCCUGCGGCUUGUCGGCGCCCCCUGCCGUUACCGUUAGCGGACUGCGCCGGGCGCGGCGAGGAUUGAAUUCUUAUUUUCGCCGGCGAGAAACCCUAGCUUAGCGUCAACCUUCGCCUCCGCCGUGCUCCCCUGCUCCUCCCAGGUCAGGAGCUUGCUGUCUGUUAUCAGAGAAGUUACUCAAGGUUCAGAACACAGUCCGACAAAAGAGGUUCAGAACACAGGGGAACUUGAAAAGGGCGGCGUCUCCCUUCCCCGCCCCGCCGUCCACCUCCCGCUGCUCGUCCAAGGCGUCAGGGCGCCGCCGCGGCGGUCAUCCGACAUGUCUGAGUGGACGGAUGGGCCAAAUAAUGAAAUGGAUGUGCCUAUGGCUGAGCUGAAAGCCUUGAAAUUUGAUCUCUUGUCCAGUGCAGAUAUAGAGACGUUAAGUAGCGCAAACAUCAUAGAGGCAUCUGAUGUGACUAGUGCCAAGUUGGGAUUACCAAAUGCGGCACCACAGUGUGUGACUUGUGGAUCGCAAAACGUGCGUGACUGUGAUGGUCAUUCUGGUGUGAUUAAACUGCCGGCAACUGUGUACAGCCCAUAUUUUUUGGAGCAACUCGUUCAGUUCCUGAAUCAGAUAUGCCCUGGCUGUUGGACUCCAAAGCAAAACAGAGAUACAAAGAGGUCAGACGCAGCAACCAUUCAAGAACCUUGCAAGUAUUGUUCAAAGGAUGGACUUUAUCCUAGUGUAAUAUUUAAGGUGCUAACAAGUCCAAGAAUAACACUGUCCAAGAGUAAACUUCAACGUAACACUAGCGUGAUGGACAAAGUUUCAGUUACCGCAGAAGUGAUAAACAUGUCCAAGAAUAAAAGUUCACUUGAAGUUCUUCCCCACGACUAUUGGAAUUUUGUACCUCACAACCAGCCACCUCAACCGAAUACUACCAAGAUAUUGCUAUCUCCAUACCAAGUCUUUCACAUACUAAAACAAGUUGACCUUGAGCUUAUCACCAAGUUUGCUCCAAGGCGAGAGCUACUGUUUUUGUCAUGUUUGCCAGUGACUCCUAACAGACAUCGUGUUGCUGAGAUGCCAUAUAGGUUUUCAGAUGGCCCUAGCUUAGCUUAUGAUGACCGAACAAAAGCUUAUAAGAGAACGGUUGAUGCCAGUAAGAAAAUCGAUGACUACCGUCAGCAUCCACAGUUCAGUGUUCUUGCAAGUUCAUUUGUAACAAGCCGAGUUAUGGAGUGCCUGCAAUCAUCAAAGUUAUACUCUAAAAAGACAGAUAAGGAAUCAUCAACAGACUCCUAUGGAACUUCGGUAAAAAAAAACGACUCAUAUGGAACCAAAUGGCUGAAGGAUGCCAUUCUCAGCAAACGAUCCGAUUAUGCCUUUCGGAGUAUUAUGGUUGGUGAUCCUAAGAUUAGGUUACAUGAAAUUGGCAUCCCUAUGGAUUUAGCUGACUUGUUUGUUCCUGAGCAUGUUAGUAUUUACAACUUCAAAAGCAUAAAUUUGAAGUGCAACCUGCACCUUCUUGCCAAAGAACUACUAAUUGCUCGUCGCAAUGGAAAGCUCAUUUAUGUUCGGAAGGAAAAUCAGCUAGAAAUUGGUGACAUUGUUUACAGGCCAUUGCAGGAUGGUGAUCUUAUUUUAGUCAAUAGGCCGCCUUCAGUACAUCAGCAUUCCCUUAUUGCACUAUCUGCAAAAUUACUACCAGUUCAGUCGGUUGUGGCAAUCAACCCACUGAACUGUGCCCCCCUUUCCGGAGAUUUUGAUGGAGAUUGCUUGCAUGGAUAUGUUCCACAGUCUAUAGGAUCAAGAGUUGAGCUUGGAGAGCUUGUUAGCCUAAGCCACCAAUUGUUGAACAUGCAGGAUGGUCGAAGUUUGGUGUCAUUAACACAUGACUCUCUAGCUGCUGCACACCUGUUAACAAGCUCAGGGGUUUUACUGAACAAAACUGAAUUUCAGCAACUUCAAAUGUUAUGUGUUUCACUCUCACCGACACCAGUGCCAUCAGUAAUUAAAUCAAUAAACCCUCAAGGUCCACUGUGGACUGGUAAGCAAUUGUUUGGCAUGCUGCUUCCUUCUGGUAUGAAUUUCAGUCCCGAUCCUAAGUUACACAUCAAAGACAGUGAAGUGCUUGCCUGCUCAGGGGGGUCUUUUUGGCUACAGAAUAACACAUCUGGCCUUUUCUCUGUCUUGUUCAAGCAAUAUGGUGGCGAGGCUCUUGAGUUCCUCUCUUCUGCUCAGGAUAUGCUAUGUGAAUUCUUAACCAUGAGGGGUUUAAGUGUCUCUCUUUCAGAUAUCUAUCUGUUCUCGGACCAUUACUCAAGGAGAAAAUUCGCCGAGGAAGUUAACCUGGCAUUGGAUGAAGCUGAAGAGGCUUUUCGAGUCACACAGAUACUGCUAAGUCCAAAUUUCAUACCACAUCUGAAGUGUUAUGAUGACUGCGAUGAUCUAUCAGAUUCUUAUGAACAGUCCGAUUUUGUUCAGAGCAAUCUGCCGAUCAUCAAAUCUUCAAUCAUGGCGUUUAAGAGUGUCUUCAGCGAUCUUCUAAAGAUGGUGCAACAGCACACGCCUAAAGAUAACUCAAUGAUGGCGAUGAUUAAUGCAGGAAGCAAGGGUAGCAUGCUGAAGUUUGUGCAGCAAGCUGCAUGCGUUGGUCUUCAACUUCCAGCUGGCAAAUUCCCCUUCAGAAUUCCUUCCGAACUCACAUGUGCUAGCUGGAAUAGACAUAAAUCAUUGGACUGUGACAUUUCUGAGGGCGCCAGAAAACGUUUGGGAGGCCAAAACUCACAUGCUGUGAUAAGGAAUUCUUUUAUAGAGGGUUUAAAUCCAUUGGAGUGCCUUCUUCAUUCAAUUUCUGGGAGAGCGAACUUUUUCAGUGAGAAUGCAGAUGUUCCCGGGACAUUAACGAAAAAUCUAAUGUAUCACUUGAGAGAUAUAUAUGUUGCUUAUGAUGGGACUGUUAGAAGUUCUUACGGGCAGCAAAUAGUCCAGUUUACCUAUGAUACUGCUGAAGACAUAUACACUGAUUGCGGUCAGGAAGGUGAAUUUGGUGCCCCUGUUGGUUCAUGGGCUGCUUGUUCCAUUUCAGAAGCUGCAUACGGAGCUUUGGACCACCCAGUGAAUGUUAUAGAGGACUCUCCUCUCAUGAAUUUGCAGGAAGUAUUAAAGUGCCAGAAGGGUACAAAUUCUUUGGAUCAUUUUGGUUUGCUUUUCCUGUCAAAGAAUCUGAAGAAAUACAGAUAUGGUUUUGAGUAUGCAUCGCUCUAUGUCCAGAAUUAUCUCGAACCAAUGGACUUCUCUGAGUUGGUUAACACCGUCAUGAUUCAAUAUGAUGGAGGCGGUGUACAGAAAACCAAAGGAAGCCCAUGGAUUACUCAUUUUCAUAUAAGCAAGGAAAUGAUGAAGAGAAAAAGAUUGGGAUUAAGACUUCUCGUAGAAGAUCUUACAGAACACUACAAUGCCAAGAGAGACCAGUUAAACAAUGUGAUCCCUAAAGUUUAUAUUUCAAAAUGCAAAUGUUCUGAUGAUGAUGAUUGUAUCAACAAUCAGACUUGUUGCAUCACUGUGGUAGCACAGGAUGAAUCCAACUCUACAUCUACAUCCCAACUGGACGAUUUAAAGAAAAGGGCCAUUCCAGUCCUCCUGGCCACACCAGUGAAAGGAUUUUUGGAAUUUAAGGAUGUUGAGAUCCAGUGUCAAAGAGACAACGAACUUGUUGUGAAAGUUAAUAUGUCUAAGCAUUGCAAGAGUGGGAUUUUCUGGACUACUCUAAAAAAGGCUUGCAUUGGAAUAAUGGGGUUGAUUGACUGGGAACGGAGCCGACCAGGGAGCGUAUAUGAUAUUUUCUGCCCAUGUGGCAUAGACUCAGCAUGGAAAUAUUUUGUCGAAUCUUUAAGAUCAAAAACCGAUGAUAUCGGAAGGAAUAUUCAUCGGGAGCACUUGCUGGUUGUGGCAGAUACUCUGUCUGUAAGUGGGCAGUUCCAUGGGCUAAGCAGUCAAGGUUUAAAGCAACAGCGAACUCAAUUAUCAACCUCAUCUCCAUUUUCUGAAGCUUGUUUCUCUAGGCCUGCAGAUACUUUUAUAAAAGCUGCAAAACAAUGUUCAGUGGACAAUCUCUGUGGUAAUAUAGAUGCACUUGCCUGGGGCAAAGAGCCUCCUGCCGGGACUUCAGGUCCUUUCAAGAUUAUGUAUGCUGGAAAGCCGCAUGAGCCCGUACAAAAUGAGAACAUCUAUGGCUUUCUACAUAACCCUGAAGUUUGGGGACCUGAAAAGAAUCAUAUGGAAACGGACAGUACAAGAACAAAAAAUGCUUCCGAAAGGUGGUCAUCUGGAAAUGCUACCUUCAAUGGUGGCACCAUAUCCGUGGAACAGAAUUAUCUUGGUGCUAAAGUUGGUGUAUGGGACAGCAUUAUUGAUAUGCGCACUUGCUUGCAAAACAUGCUACGAGAGUACCAAUUAGAUGAAUAUGUCGUGGAGCUAGAUAAAUCACGCGUAAUUGAGGCCCUGAGAUUUCACCCCAGAGGACGCGAAAAGAUUGGUGUUGGAAUAAGAGAUAUAAAGAUUGGGCAACAUCCUAGUCACCCAGGCACAAGGUGCUUCAUUUUGGUACGGAAUGAUGACACCACUGAAGACGUCUCUUACAAGAAAUGUGUCCAAGGUGCUGCGGACUCUAUCUCGCCUCAGCUUGGAAGUCACAUGGAGAAGAUACUACAAACCAGAUCAUUUUGUCGUGAUAGUUGGCGGUAGCACUUUUUGCCGUUUCAUUUCAUCUAGUCCGGGACAGUGAAAAACUCGCAAAGAUAGUUGGAUAGUUUCUUCAGUUAGUCCUGAAACAGUGAACUCUGAAGACGCCAUGCUUCUUCACCAUUCUUUUUAGAAAAAAAGCACACAAUAUGUUGUUGCUCCUGGGUAGGGGAGGUUUCCUUGUACUGAAAAUUUUGAUGUAACCCCUGAUUUUGUGGUUGACGUUUUGGAAUAGAAGUAUUUCUCGGUAAAGUUUCGGCAUUUAGUUGAAAUUUCCUUAAAUGCCAACAGUUUACCAAGAAAUACUCCUCUUCCAAAUUGUCAACAAUGGUUGAAUUGCCAUGAGGCGUUUUCUCGGGAUAAAGAAGCAAUUUGAGAUUUCCAGAGUUGUGGGG